Durotheca rogersii is the source of this 736-nucleotide messenger RNA. RefSeq lists its product as uncharacterized. The record is from RefSeq and is a predicted model, not a curated record. Bases 137 to 589 code for a protein of 150 amino acids. The transcript has 2 exons. NCBI's taxonomy places the organism in Eukaryota, Fungi, Ascomycota, Sordariomycetes, Xylariales, Xylariaceae.
CCGUCCCUAUUCCCAACAAUUCCUUCCUGAAGAUUCAAGCCCGCCUCCAGAGAAGGCAAAGGAAACCAGGCAAAACGUAUCGGCCCUCCUCCAGUCGGCAUCUCGGCCUGCAUCUAGUACGCGUAGGCGUACAUAUAUGUAUAUAUGUAUGUAUGUAUAUAUGUAUGUAUACCGUAGUAGUAUGUCUGUGUUCUGGAAGACAGAAAAUCAUCCGAGCACACCUCUCUGUCGAGACGUGUCCUCUCGGGGUCCCGGCUCACACAUCGUCCCCGUGGGCCACCCUAUAUUCCCUCUCCACUUGGUCACCUCCCCCCCUCCUACAUCUCGCCAUACCCGUCCUAGCUGGCAGAUGCACCACAGGCGGGAAUCUAGCACCAGCCGACCUAUACCCUGUGGGGCCGUCUCUCUCCUCUUCUCUCCCUCCCUCUCUUUCUUUCUAUGUUGUAUGUGUAUUGGCAACGCGAUAGCAACGCUAUAUGGGGAAAAUCGUAACAAGUUGUAUUUAAACGUCAUCAAACUUCCCCUCUCUUUCUUGCGGCGGCGGCGGAGCCGCGAAGCGAAAGCAGUCCACCUACACCUUCUCCGCUAGUACUACUGCUUCUUUGGCCCCCCUGCUUCCUUGCCUGCUCUCGUCCUCUAGCGAGUUGGCCGGAAUUUCGAGCAUGCGAGCCCGCUGGCUAGACGCGUCUUGAAUACCCAGGCAAAAGAAAAGACGCCACCUCUCGCCAACACUGGC